Cryptotermes secundus is the source of this 1776-nucleotide messenger RNA. RefSeq names its product protein MEMO1. The transcript is spliced from 8 exons. The record is from RefSeq and is a predicted model, not a curated record. Bases 157 to 1047 code for a protein of 296 amino acids. NCBI's taxonomy places the organism in Eukaryota, Metazoa, Arthropoda, Insecta, Blattodea, Kalotermitidae.
GAGAAACAAAUGUAUAUAGCAUAUGUAAUAAUCCGUGGUGUACACUGAGUUAUUGUUUUCUGUGCGAAACGAAAUUGGCCUUUCAUUCCAAAAAAUUGAAAUUUGGCAGUGGUGUACACAUUAUAUCAAAACGGAGAAAAACAAGAAAAAACUGUCAUGGCUGUUAGACGUGCAUCCCAUUCGGGUAGUUGGUACUCGGAUUCAGCUAAGGAGCUGGGAAAGCAAUUGGAAACAUGGCUCAACACUGCUGAUCUAACGCAUGGCCCUGCUAGAGCCAUCAUUGCUCCGCAUGCUGGUUACCAGUAUUGUGGUGCAUGCAGUGGUUUUGCCUAUCGCCAAGUUAGCCCUGUUGUAGUGAGACGAGUGUUUAUUUUGGGUCCAUCUCAUCAUGUUCGUCUUGGUGGAUGUGCCCUUUCCACUGCAACCAAGUAUUGUACUCCGCUUUAUGAUCUGCGAAUAGACACCCAAGUGUAUGCUGAUAUGGAGGCCACUGGACAGUUUGAGUGGAUGAAUAUGUCCAUGGAUGAAGAUGAACACAGCAUAGAAAUGCAUCUUCCAUACAUUGCCAAAAUUAUGGAAGACUUCAAGGAUUCAUUCACCAUUGUGCCAGUGUUGGUGGGGUCACUGACCCCCGAGAAGGAGGCCAUGUAUGGUCGGGUCUUCUCGCGCUAUUUGGCUGACCCCCAGAAUCUCUUUGUAAUCUCUUCUGACUUCUGUCAUUGGGGUCAUCGCUUCCGUUAUACUUAUUAUGACCGUAACUGGGGCGAGAUCUACCAGUCAAUACAGACUCUCGAUCGCACGGGAAUGGAUAUCAUUGAAACUUUAAACCCUGCAACCUUCACUGAGUAUUUGAAAAAAUUUGGAAAUACUAUUUGUGGGAGGCACCCCAUAGGUGUUCUGUUACAGGCAGUGCAGAGCCUACAGAAAUCCGGCAACAAUGGUCACAAGAUGAGCCUCAAAUUUCUGAAGUAUGCACAGUCAAAUCAGUGCUGCAGCAUGAAUGAUUCUUCUGUUAGCUAUGCAGCUGCUGCACUCACAUUUGAAUAACGAGCGGCCUUUCCUAGCUCCCAGCGUCAGGAAAUUUCACGCAAGAACUGGGGUAACCAAAACACUAACAGAGAAGAGAAUAGCAACGAUUAUGAUCUGAUGCAUAUGGAGGCAUUCGGCCAUGUGUCUGCUUUCCUGAAAUAUUUCAGUAUGAGGACAACUGGCAAUUUAGAAUUUAGAUUAUUGAAAGCUAUCGCAACCAGUAGGUAUGAUGUUACUGUUAUUGACAAAUUCACCUGUACACCAAAAAACGUUACUUUUCAAUUGGUUUUAUUUACUGUACUUUAUAUGAAUGUGUGCUAUUUGUCAGUUGUACAGUUCAUCGCCAACUUGCCUAGAUGACUGCUGCCUCAUAUUUUGAAGAACUGACUAUAGACUGGAAACAGAAGUUUCUCCUCUGGCCAGAUUCUCUUCUCGUGGUAACCUCUUUAAAGCAGUCCCAUGCUUGCUUCCCACAUUUCUUUUGUGUCACGAUGAAUCAAAUGAUGGUAACAAGUUAAGAUGUAAUGCUUGGUGACACAAGAAUGGUGCACUCGGUGGUUAUGUAUGUAAAACUGUUAUUACAAAAUGUAAUAACACAUUUUUUAUAAUGUAAUAGAAGCAAAAGAAGAAAGUUAACUUGACUGAACUUAUGUAUGACAGUGAACAGAAAAUACGAAAAACGUAAAAAAAAAUUUGUAGUGCAUUUACAAUUGAGGUUUGCAAUAAACCAGUUGAGCAUAGCUCAGA